Molecule: messenger RNA, 660 nt
Organism: Peronospora matthiolae
Lineage: Eukaryota; Oomycota; Peronosporomycetes; Peronosporales; Peronosporaceae
Source: the annotation of a GenBank genome assembly
AUGGCGCGUGUGAAGAAACCGCAGAGCUCGUACUUGCACUUCUGCCAUGAGAAGCGCAAGCAGGUGAUGGACGAGCAUCCGGGCGCUCGCAUCGGUGACAUCCAGAAGGUCAUCAGCGUGCAGUGGCAGGCGCUCACGUCCGAGGAGAAGGAGGUCUUUGUGCAAAUGGCGGUCAACGACAAGGCGCGGUAUCAACGGGAGCUACAGGACAAGGCUGAGGUUCAAGAGGAGCCCUCGGAAGAAGCGAAGGACGUGCUACAAUCCCGUUGUGCUUGUGUGUACCCACUGGCGAGAGUGAGGAAGAUCGUGCAGAGCGACCCAGACAUGGGCAAAGUCUCGAAGGACGCGCUGGUGGCGAUCGCAAAGGCAGCAGAGCUAUUUGCUCAGUUUCUAGGCACAAAGAGCUAUGAACAGGCAAUGUACCGCAACAAACGGCAGAUCAAGGCAUCAGAUGUGACGCGCACGAUUCAGACAACGGCGUCGCUGGAUUGGCUGCGUCCAGACUUUCCAGACGUGAAGCUCGUGCAUGCGGAUGGUAGUGGUGGGAGUAAAAGGAUGAGGACAGAUCAGGAGAAGAGCGAGAAGGCGUUGCCCGAUACAGCGUCGUUCUUCGAACCGAGGACAGCAGGAGCGACCGGCGGAGCAGCGCCCCCCGAGUAG